CGCACCUGUCACUGUCGAUGCACGAUACCCAGCCGGUGGUUGUUGCAUUGCCACCCUUGGCUAGCCUCACCUGGGAUAAUUGCAUUCACUCGCACACGAAGGACUCUAGCGACAGGACCUAUUGGAAUCGAGCCCCGGGAUCGCGCAAUGAAAACCCGUCAACUGCAGUCGACACAGACUUCGUGUCGUUCGAAGCAGUGGGUCCCGCCUGGCGCUGGGAUACCGUGCGAGCGGGAGCGGAAGCACGAGAUGGCAGCGCGGGAGCGGGAGGAGCAGGUGAAGCGGGACAGGGCGAUUGCAGCGGCGGCAGCGGCUGCCCAGCGGGUGCGGCAGCAUCGCAUGAUCAGCACCGAUAGGUAUCAACCCUCCAACCGGGGCAGGAUGGCGGCAGGAGCACUCAAGGCAGGCAGGCAGGGAGCAGGACCAAACAAAGUAUAUGGCGUCAGUGGGAGAGCAGCAAAAGGAGGAACCUCGGAAACCCAAAGGAAGGCAGAGCCGGGAGACCAAGAAUCCUCUGUGAAUGCCCAGCCACCUCUUUCGAAGCGGGAUUUUGGGCCCAGCGAAGCCAAGACGGAUCGGCUGAGGAUCCAGCUCGAGGAGCUGACCCAGCUGCCGGAGCAGCAGUUCGAGCAGGGAUUCCGCCAGUGGCUGGACCAGGAGGGCAUAGCCCGCGAGAUGCACUCCCACCUGCGGGCGGAACUCAUCAACUGCUUCAAUAAUACGGCACUGGGUCAGCUUCUGAACAAGGCCGCCGGCUUGCAGAUGGCUCAAUCGCACGCCCUGCUCACCUCGCCGCUGGCCAUGGCCUUGCCCACUCUGGUGGCAGAGUUCCUGCACUCCCAGAACUGUCACUUCACUUUGUCCGUAUUCUGCAGCGAGAUGCCCCAUCGCCAUACGUUGCCCAAAUUCGAAAACCGGCCGGAGUUCCGUUUCCGCACGGAUGAGCUGCAGCAGGUCCUUAGCGCCGUGCUGGGCGGUGGUGACCAGGAGCUACAGCCGGACCCGGAGUUCAAUCGUUUGGUAGAGGGUCACUACGAGGAAGAUCUGGCAGGUCAGACCCAGAGUCUGCUGAUGGCACUCAUGCGGUCGUUGGUGGAAAUCAGGAGGCUGGCAAUUGCACGCGAGGAGCAGGAAGGGGAAAAGGAAAAAGAAAGGGUAAAGGAGCAGGAACGAAAAGGGGUGAAGCCUGUUGAUUGUUCCUCCCAAACGGAACCGGCUGCCUGCCUGGAAGCUCGUCCCGGUGUGGACACCAGUCGCCUCUACCAAACCGAAGAGCAGGAGCUUAUCCUCGGCGCCGACGGCCGAAGCGUCUUUGUGGGACCCCGCGUAUCUCAGGCCCUGCAUGCCGUCGAGCAGCAGAUGGCAGACUUGAUGAAGAAUCUCCGCCAGCUAACAAAAUCCUGUGCCCCGCCCGUGGAGGUGAUAUCCGAGGAGUCCUUCGAACAGCUCAUCAAGCGGGAGCUGCGUGAACGCGAUCGUCAGACCAAAGCGGGCAAGACCUUUAAUCCCAGCGAGCCGUUGAUCAAGCUGCCUGAGAAGCCACCCAAAAAGAAGGCCAAGACCAGCAAAGAUGACGAGGUGGUCAACUCUGAGCUAGGACCCAUCAUACUACCCGCUGGCGAUGUGGAAUUGCCCCAUUUACUGCCAUUGCAUCCGGAGCAAUUCUCCAGUCUGGCGGUGAUUCGGCAAUCGCUGGACAAUGCCCAAAAGAAAACCCGUCAGCCGCAGUCCCGGAUGUUCGUCUCCGUUCAGCGCAUGGAGACCCUAAUGACCGACGUCUGCGGCUGUGUCCAGCUGCUGGGCAACGUCCUGAACCUCUCCAUGGAGCAGGAGCAUGCGGUGGGGCAGCAGAAGGGCUUCAGAGACGGCUACCUCGAGGGCUUUGGUCAUGGUCACUUCAUGGGCCUUCAGGAGGGGAGGCUAAGGGAGCAGCACGACCGGACCAAAAACCAAAAGGAAACCUCGACCCAGGUGCGAGAGCACGUGCCCACCGUGAGCAAGGCCACCCAAACGUCCAGAAGGAAGUUGGCGGCAAAGAAACACAUGGAGAGCCAAACGGAUGCCAAGUCCAUGGGCGAUGCCUCGAUUCAAGUCAACGUGGAUGUGAAAGCGCCGCCCAAGUCCUACGAUAAGUGGAUCCACGAGAUGCUGCACAGCGCCAGCGGCCAGAUGUUCCUCAACCGGGUGGAGAUCUCUCUGAACAAGGCCCUCAAGCUGCAGAAGCAGCGACUGGACGAGCUCUAUCUGGUGAAGCUAAGGCACCAGGCGGAGAUGCUGAAACUCAGCAGGAGACAGAUCUCUUGGCGGACCCUGUGCCGUCGCGUCGAACGUGACUCUCAAUUAUCCGCCGAGACUCAGGAUCUUGUCCAAAAGAUCUUCCGCCUGCUGGAGCAUUACGAGACCCAUCACCACAUGCUGGUCGAGAAGAUUCAACAGACGGAGAUUGCCGCCGAGCAGGCCACUUGCAUUGUGCCCUUGUGGACUGGUCAGGAGCGAACGCCAGCUGUUGAGGCUUCAGCUUCAGCUAUCCUCCCAUCUUCCUCUUCUGCCCUCACGUCCAAGCCCGUAAAGCUGGAGGUAAAUCCCCAUCCAAGUAACUCCAACGUUAAGCCCCAUCCAUACCUGGGUCUGGCAUAUCCCUUUCAGUUGGUAACGGUGGCCCCGCCAAGUGGGAUACAAGUUUCCACUGGCUAUAUACCCGUGGAUCCGCGUUUGGCAGCGCACUGUCGGCAUUACAGAAACUCUGAUUCCAGUGAUCGUGGGCCUGAAACGGGAGUAGGACCUGCAAGGAAAUCAAUACUCCCUAGAACCGAUGUUGAUGGCACCAAGGAUCUUCCUAAGACUCUUCCUUCGCCAGUCCCCAGUAAUCAUCCAUCCGGAGACGAGGCUCACGGUUCUCCUCCUGUAAGUCUGGCCAGAGUUGAUCCUGUACCGGCAAAGGUCAGUGCGCCCAAGGAAGCUCCCUCUAUGGCCACUGUUCCCAGUGUCCCUGUCUCAGGAUCUUCCCAGCAAUUAAAGGAAAGUCCACAUGAAUCCACUCCCACUCCCGUAUCACCUCCUUUAAAGCCCUCAGUACAUGAUGUGGCCACCAAUACCAUAGAACCACCACCACCACCACCACCACAGCCCAUUCUAUCCCUAGGUCAAUCUUCCCAAGGUCCCAGCUUCGAAGAGGCUCUACUGAGUGCCAAAAAUCGCAUGAAGCAGCUGGAAGAGGAGAGCGACUUGCUCGAGCAGAGCUUCAUCAGCUAUCUGGAGAAGUCGAAGGCCAACACGCCCAUCCCAGGCGGCAAUCAGAAAUCCCACAAGGAACCCCUCAAACCGCGAAGGAUUCCCUCAGUCUCUCAGCACGAACAAUUGGAUCGCACCUUGGACAGCUUUAUGGAGCGGCAUCGAAGGACUCGACUCCAGGAAAAUGAGGCUCUGAGGGAGGGGGAACUGCAAAACCAGCCACCUAGGCUGGACUCCAAACUAUCCUCGCCUCUGUGGCUGUCAGAACUGGAGGAGGGCCAUGACCAUGACAAGUAUCAUUUCACAAAUGCCAUUUCCGAGGCACGCAAGAAACUGCUGGACGAGAUUGGUCUGGAGAAGAAGGUAGCAGAGAUGGAGCACCUGGAGCAGGAGAAGAAUCUGCAGCAGCCGGAGCAACUGCAGCCUUCAAUGGAUUGGAUUCCAGCAGAGAUGCCCAAGGUCCUUAGUGUCGUCAAGCCAACAGAACUGUUCGAUAUCACGCCCUCGCAGAGCAGCAGCAACGAUGAGAUGAGAUUGCUCCUCCGGCGGGCCAAGGAUGCACUCGGCCUGCGGUCUCCUAAUCCUCUGCUGGAUAGCAGCAGCGACAGCUCGAACUUGGAGGAUCCCUCCCUGCGAGUGAACCGAUCUCCCAGUCAAAAGCUCCAGCAGUCCAUGGCCAAAAUGGAGCUACUCUUCGGCGGCCCCCUGGUGUCAAGCAAAGCCAAGUCCUUCGACCAAAAAUCUUCAAAGCUCAACAAACCUGCUGUGAGACCUCUUAGUGCUCCCACGACCGGAGCGGAGAAUGUGAGACUUGUGCCGCCACGGCCACACACUGCACCCACUCUCUAUCCUAUCCAGGAAUCGCAGCCGCCUCCCAACCUCCAGCUGGACAUCAGCACUAGCACUAGCACAUCCCAGAGCAGCCUGCCCGGAAAGAGAUCAGCCGGUGGGUCGUUUGAGGAGCUGGUUGCCAGCGCGGUAAUGGGUCCGGACACCACGCCGGAGGUCUCAUAUAGCCAGGAGUUCUGGAAGCGCAUGAACUUAUAGUUUAAGUUUUUUUUUUAAUUUGGUUUAAGAGGUCAUAAAAAUGUAUAUAUCAAAACGGAGGCUAUAAAGUGAGUGCGGUAUUUCAAUAAAUAAACAGGGGAAUGGUUUAAAAUGUGUAUAUAAUGUAUAAUUUGUAAGAAAAUUAUAAAUAUAUAGACGAUUCUUUGGUAGAU
This is a messenger RNA of Drosophila kikkawai, 4451 nucleotides long. It is a transcript of the gene unc, whose product is annotated as uncoordinated. The record is from RefSeq and is a predicted model, not a curated record. Gene Ontology annotation, molecular function: protein binding. NCBI's taxonomy places the organism in Eukaryota, Metazoa, Arthropoda, Insecta, Diptera, Drosophilidae.